GGAGAAGGCGAUGAGGGCAGCCUCUGCAGAAGGUGCCUCUCACCAGCCACAAGGGUGCAGCUGCCCCUAGAAAGCUCUUCCACGCAGUGGUACCCACAGAGCCUUCCAGAGCCCCAGGGGACUGAGAAGUGGCGCGGAGGACAGGGACUCCUGCCAGUGCCCAGAGCGGCUCUUGCACCUGCAGCCCCUGGGGCAUCGCUAGCCGCCUCCCUUUUCUCUGGAACCUUCGAGUCCUAAGAACCUCUGCAGGGGGCUUUGGAAAUGCUGGCUCCUGGGAUGCUGGGUGAGGCGGUCUGAGGAGGACCCCAGGAAUCCAGACCCCUGCAGAGCCCACGGGGCCGGGUGGGUGUUGGUUCCGUGUGCUGCGUGUUUCCAUUUGAGCCUGCAUACAGCUCAGGGUGGUGAGAGCCACGCCCCUCCCCCAGCCCUCUCCCUCCCUGCCCGCGCCCGGCUGGCCUGUCUCUCUCUUUCCUCCUCUGUGCAGUCCCCUGCUCUUCCAUGCACCGUCCUAGAGAUCCUUCAGCGCUUCCGUCCUCGUGGGAACCGCGACAUUGUGUGUGUUCAUUUGCAUAAACGGCAUAGUGCUAUAGCUUCUCUCUUUCCACUCAGCACCACGUUUUAAAGACCAAGACGUGUUGCUAAACCUACAUCUUGUUCACUGCUUCAAUCUGCAGGAUUCCACCAUCUGUAUCUGUCACAACUCGCUUAUCCAUUCCCUGGGGGCAGACACGAGGGGACCCCUCCCCCAAGUGCCACAAGCUACACAGGACACACGUUCUUGUGCCUUGUUCCUCUGUAAGUGAUGUAUUGCCGACAGCGUCUUCUGCAGCCCUGGGGUUCCUGGGACCUGCGGAAGACAGCUUGCAUUCAUCCCAGCUUUCCCAGCCCCCAGCCAUGCGCUCUGGACGUCAGACAAUGCUGGGUUCGGGUCUCAGUGGGUCAGAUCAGAGAAUGAGGCACUGUUGUGGCUGGUGGGGGUGGGGGUGUGGAUGAGACCCUCAUAGCUAAUAAUACGGAAGCAUCUGUUGAAAGUUCACCGUGUGCCAGGCAUGGGGCAAGCGUGUCACUGUGUCGCUUGCUUUCAUCCUCGCCUUCAUUGAAGGGGGCAAGAGCUAUUCUCAUCCCCAUUUUAUGGAUGAAGAAACUGAGUCACAAAGGUGAGACAGGUCUUGAGCCCAAUAGCACGGGGCCUUCUGCCUCCCCCAGACUGAGAAGCGCCAACCCCACCAGCGCUGCACGCCUCUCCUGCUGGAGUGAAUGGCCUCUGGUGGGGGCUCCAUGACCCGCGCUGGCCGUCUCACAGUGCUGGGGGCCGGAGGGUUGAAAUGGUCCCAUCGGGCUGAAGAGGCCGCCACCUUCCUGUCUCCGCAUUCAAAGCCAGGGACGAAGUCCUUCUCACUCUGACCACGUGGAGGGAUGCCUGCGGGGGUCGGGCACCGAGAUAACCCAGGAAGCCCCCCCUGAACCAUCCAGCUAGUGCUGUCCGCCCCGUUAUCAUCCAUCUCCAUCCAUCGCCUUGCCCCGUUCCAUCACAGCCCUCACUGCGGCCUCCCUCUUCAUGCUGCCUUUGGAGACUGCCCCGGGGAGCCUGCACUCCAUCAGGACAGGCCCGAGAGGGAUGUGAAGGCCCACAAUGACCCUGUUACCGGGAGACAACUCCGACUACGACUACAGCGCCCUGAGCUGUACCUCGGACGCCUCCCUCCACCCGGCCUUCUUCCCGCAGGGCCAACCCAUCAAGGGCGUGUUCUACCGCAGGGCCCAGUGCCUGCGGCCCCAGGCGGACCCCCGCCAGCCUAGCCCGCCGGGGGACCGCCGCCGGCAGAUCAUCAUCAACGUGGGGGGCAUCAAGUACUCGCUGCCCUGGACCACGCUGGACGAGUUCCCGCUCACGCGGCUGGGCCAGCUCAAGGCCUGCACCAACUUCGACGACAUCCUCAACGUGUGCGAUGACUACGACGUGACCUGCAACGAGUUCUUCUUCGACCGCAACCCGGGGGCCUUCGGCACCAUCCUCACCUUCCUGCGGGCCGGCAAGCUGCGGCUGCUGCGGGAGAUGUGCGCGCUGUCCUUCCAGGAGGAGCUGCUCUACUGGGGCAUCGCCGAGGACCAGCUGGACGGCUGCUGCAGGCGCCGCUACCUGCAGAAGAUCGAGGAGUUCGCCGAGAUGGUGGAGCGGGAGGAAGACGACGACCCACUGGACAGCGACGGCCGCGACAGCGAGGGCCCGGCCCCCGGCGCCGGCCGCCUGGGCCGCUGCAUGCGGAGACUGCGCGACAUGGUGGAGAGGCCGCACUCGGGGCUGCCGGGCAAGGUGUUCGCCUGCCUGUCGGUGCUCUUUGUCACCGUCACGGCCGUCAACCUCUCGGUCAGCACCUUGCCCAGCCUCAGGGAGGAGGAGGAGCAGGGCCAGUGCUCGCAGAUGUGCCGCAACGUGUUCAUCGUGGAGUCGGUGUGCGUGGGCUGGUUCUCGCUCGAGUUCUUCCUGCGCUUCAUCCAGGCGCCCAGCAAGUUCGCUUUCCUGCGCAGCCCGCUGACGCUCAUCGACCUGGUGGCCAUCCUGCCCUACUACGUCACCCUGCUGGUGGACGGCGCCGCCGCCGCCGGCCGCCGCAAGCCCGGCGCGGGCAACAGCUACCUGGACAAGGUGGGGCUGGCGCUGCGCGUGCUGCGCGCGCUGCGUAUCCUCUACGUGAUGCGCCUGGCGCGCCACUCGCUGGGGCUGCAGACGCUGGGGCUCACGGCGCGCCGCUGCACGCGCGAGUUCGGCCUCCUGCUGCUCUUCCUGUGCGUGGCCAUCGCGCUCUUCGCCCCGCUCCUCUACGUCGUCGAGAACGAGAUGGCCGACAGCCCCGAGUUCACCAGCAUCCCCGCCUGCUACUGGUGGGCCGUCAUCACCAUGACGACCGUGGGCUACGGGGACAUGGUCCCCAGGAGCACGCCGGGCCAGGUGGUGGCGCUGAGCAGCAUCCUGAGCGGCAUCCUGCUCAUGGCCUUCCCGGUCACCUCCAUCUUCCACACCUUCUCGCGCUCCUACCUGGAACUCAAGCAGGAGCAGGAGCGCGUCCUGUUCCGCAGGGCGCAGUUCCUCAUCAAGACCAAGUCGCAGCUCAGCGGCGUGUCCCAGGACAGCGACAUCCUGUUCGGAAGCGCCUCCUCCGACGCCAGAGCCCCGCGCUGAGCCCCGGAGAAGCCGCUUCGGAGGGCACCAGGCCCGGGGGGGGGGGGGGGGGGUGGCGCGCCCGGCCCGCCCCGGCUGCUUUCCCCGCGCGCCCCGCCCCUGCCUGCUGCCCUCACUAAGGACGCGGCUUCUCCUUCCCACCCUGCGACCCCUGCGCCUGGCGAAGGCUGGCUUCGUGGGGCUGCCCGCAGAGAAAAAUACAGCAAGAGCAGCGACCUCGCGGCUGCCUGUCCGUG
Oryctolagus cuniculus (rabbit) is the source of this 3417-nucleotide messenger RNA. NCBI's taxonomy places the organism in Eukaryota, Metazoa, Chordata, Mammalia, Lagomorpha, Leporidae. The record is from RefSeq and is a predicted model, not a curated record.